AUCCAAAGGCCAUAACUCUCUGUAUGCGUUCACACAAAUGCUUGAGUAUGCAAAUUUUAUCUUUCCCUUCAGCUGGUGUCCAGAGUGACUAAUGGCUGCGUUUUUGGAGAGGAGAGAAGGGGAGGGGGGAUAUAUGAAAUUCUUAAUUUAGCAUUUAUUUGAUGUUUGCACCUCCAUGCAAUAUGAAAGCACAACAGAAUUAGUGUGCUUUUUGAAGUGGAAUCUUUUUUUGCAUUACAGAGUUUGAACGUAAAGGGCAAGCAUUACCUGAACUUGAUGAAUGCCAAUUUGAUAUAAGAAUUCAUUACCGGAACUACAAAAUAGCAGAAGAUACACCUAUUCUGUAAAGUUUAAUUCAUGAUCACUAUGGAUGUAAAUGGUAUAACCUGGGUUGGGGGUGUAUAUGAGAAAUUCGAAUCUAUGUGCUUGGAGGUGGAAGAAAAUAUGUACCAGGAUACAGUCAAAUUUGUUGAGAAUCAGGUACAGACUGUUGGUGCAAGUGUUAAAAAGUUUUAUGCUGAUGUAAUGCAAGAUUUGCUCCCUGACUCUUUGAUAGAUCCAGAGAAGAUGUCAGCCUGUGGUUUCCCUGUCGAAAAUAUUUUUGAUGUUGAUAAUUCUAAAAGUUCAAGGAUUACCAAGAAAGAAGAACCUAUAAAGGCUAAUGUUGAACACUUAAAUAGGGAUUCAGAGGUGAUAUCUUCUGUUAAGAAUAAGGAUGUGGACCAUAAACCAUCCUUCCGUGAACAACACAUGUAUGACUAUCGCACGCAAUCUGCAGAGAGUUGUGCGGAAGAAGCAUGCUUGGACUUGUACUCAAGACAAGACCAUGAUGGGAAUAUGUUUAACAAUACAAACUUGGCUGUCAAAGAGAAUCCAACGAAGCACAGAUGUCCACAGGUGAUUCCUCCUGCUGAAAAGGAUUUGAGUGGACAAUCAUCAUCCUGCCAUGAAACCCGUAAAGGUUCAUGCGAGCAUAUAGAUGCAUUUAUAACCCCUUCUAUCGAUGAAGGUAUGGCAUAUGACUCCACUAGGGAAGGUCGUGUGAUUGCAAAUGCAAGCCAAUGUACUGCUGAUGUUUCAAUUGGCUGCCGCUCAUCUGAUAUGAUUGUUUUGGAUAAGUCGGAUGCAAAAGAAUGGAAUGAAAUAUUAGAUUCAUCCUUUGGUGGCUUAUCAUUAGAACCAAAUGCUGCAGACAUUUGUUUCAUCAAUGGGGUGGUUUCUCUGGUAGGAUCCUCUCCAAGUGGACAAGUACAGUGUGAGAGAUAUGCUGAAAAGGAGGUCUCAGCGUCUCAUCCUGGGGGAUCACAUGACUCCACUUUGGAUGCGAUUGAGAGUAAUAUUGUUGUUGUACAAGAAAUGGAAACCAUUCAACAAUCUGCCAAGGCGAAACUUGAGGAGACUUGUGUGAUGGUGACUGGUGAGGAUGUUCAUUUUGUUCCUCACAUGGAAGGCAAGCGUAGGCCUUACAAGAAAAAACUUCAGAAAGCCUUUUCCUCAAGAAUGAGGUCUGCAAGGAAGCAAGAAUAUGAGCAGCUUGCAUUAUGGUAUGGGGAUGAUGCAAAAUCAAAUUUGGAAAGUGAAGACGGUGUACUUCAUUCUAUUACUAUGGAGGAGACGAAGAAAUCACCAUCUCAUGAAUUUUGUGAAUCUGAAUGGGAGAUUCUGUAGGUACCCUUGUAAAAAGCUUGUGUAAAUAAACCGCCUCACCGCAGCCUCCCCUUGCUGGUUAUGGUGCUGUCCAAAAUUCCUAGCUUAGGAUAAAAUUUGUACCGAAGUGGGUAAAAUCCCCAACGAUCUACUGCUCUACCGGGGAGUAUAUUAACAAUCAUGUAGUCUCCCUAAGAUAAAGUGCUUGGAAAUGUUAUUUAUAUUUUAAAUGGGACCAAGCCAAUUGAGACGUACCUUUGCAGUCAGCAUUGUUAAUAUAUUGGCCUACUAUUAUGCAUGGUUAAA
Prunus avium (sweet cherry) is the source of this 1953-nucleotide messenger RNA. NCBI's taxonomy places the organism in Eukaryota, Viridiplantae, Streptophyta, Magnoliopsida, Rosales, Rosaceae. The record is from RefSeq and is a predicted model, not a curated record.